UACUUUCAGUUGAUUUUAGUUCUCGCUUAACGCGCUCGUGAAACGGUUGAUUGGUGGCUCUAGCAAUAAAUAUUAUAAAUAUUUGCAAUUCCGCUGUGCCAUAUAUAAUAUAUACAUAGUUGUAAUUGCUAUUUAAACGGGCACCGGUUUCGUUUAAAAAAUAAAAAAAAUAAAAAUUGUUGAAAAAAAAAGAAAUAUAAUAAAAGCAAAUUAAUAAUAUAGAGCUACUUACUGUGCAUACUAAACAGAGAACUUUCCCAAACGCAAAGUCACAAACAUGUCAGCCAAAGCCAUCUCUGAAGCCACCGGCAAAGAUAUUUUGAAUCGGUUUUUGAAUGUGAAUGGCGCAUCUGGUGCAGCACAAUGCCGCUUCGCAACUGUCAACACAGAAACGGAUUGGUCACAGCUGACCGUACAAAAUCCCUGGCUUUUGAAUACUCCAUUGGUUGUUAAACCGGAUCAAUUGAUUAAGCGUCGCGGCAAAUUGGGCCUAAUUGGUGUUAAGAAGAAUUUCGAACAGUGCAAACAAUGGAUUGGCGAACGCAUUAAUAAGGACCAAAAGAUUGGCAAUGCUGUGGGUAAAUUGCGUAAUUUCAUUAUUGAGCCAUUCGUGCCGCAUGAGGAGUCCGAAGAGAUGUACGUCUGCAUCUAUUCGCAUCGCAGUGCCGAUACGAUACUCUUCUAUCACCAAGGUGGUGUGGAUAUUGGUGAUGUAGAUGCAAAAGCUUUGAAACUGGACGUGCUGGUGAACAAUCAAACUUCUGUUGAGGAAAUUACAACGAAAUUGUUAGUGCAUGUCGCUGACGCUGCCACAAAGAAACGUAUUGCCAAUUUCAUCUUCGCCUUGUACAAUGCUUAUGUUGACCUGUACUUUACCUAUUUGGAAAUCAAUCCUUUGGUUGUGACCAAGGACAACAUGUACAUUUUGGAUUUGGCUGCUAAGCUCGACGCUACCGCCGAUUUCAUUUGCCGUCCUAAAUGGGGUGAUGUUUGCUAUCCACCACCCUUCGGUCGUGAUGCCUAUCCAGAGGAGGCUUAUAUAGCCGAUUUGGAUGCUAAGAGUGGUGCUUCACUGAAGCUCACCAUAUUGAAUCGUAAUGGUCGCAUUUGGACAAUGGUUGCUGGCGGUGGUGCUAGUGUUAUUUAUUCCGAUACAAUUUGUGAUUUGGGUGGUGCUUCUGAAUUGGCCAAUUAUGGCGAGUAUAGUGGUGCGCCUUCUGAGCAGCAAACUUAUGAAUAUGCCAAAACCAUUUUGACACUGAUGACAUCAUCGCCAAAACAUCCUGAUGGCAAGGUGCUCAUCACAGGCGGUGGCAUUGCCAAUUUCACAAAUGUUGCUGCCACCUUCCGCGGCAUAAUAACGGCUCUGCGUGAAUUCCAACCCAAACUGGUCGAACAUAAUGUGUCGAUUUUCGUGCGUCGUGCCGGCCCCAAUUAUCAAGAAGGUUUGCGCAAGAUGCGCGAAUUCGGCUCUACACUCGGCAUUCCAUUGCAUGUGUUCGGUCCAGAGACACAUAUGACAGCGAUUUGUGGCAUGGCGCUGGGCAAGCGUGCCAUACCACAAACCGCUACCGCUGAAUUCUCCACCGCCAACUUUCUAUUGCCCGGUGGUCAGCAAGCACAAUCGGAAUUAAAGGCAGCCGAAACUGCAGUGAGCAACAAUGGCGGUAUAGGUUCAUCACCACAAUCGAUUAAACUACCACCUAUUUCGGCAGAUGAUUCUUUAACAAACGACGCUGUGUCCAACAAUGUCGCAAAUGCGCAUUCGCGCAAAUUUUUCAGCAACAAAACGAAAGCCAUCGUAUGGGGCAUGCAACAGCGGGCCGUACAGUCUAUGCUCGACUUUGAUUUCAUUUGCAGACGCGAUGAGCCGUCCGUUGUCGCCAUGGUGUAUCCCUUCACUGGUGAUCACAAGCAAAAAUACUACUGGGGUCACAAAGAGAUUCUCAUUCCAGUGUAUAAGAAGAUGUCAGACGCUGUUAGGAACCACAAAGAUGUUGAUGUGAUGGUGAAUUUCGCUUCAUUGCGUUCGGCAUACGACUCCACAUUGGAGGUAUUGGAGUUCCCACAAAUACGCACCGUAGCUAUUAUCGCCGAGGGCAUACCGGAGAAUAUGACCCGCAAAUUGAUUGUCGCCGCCGACAAAAAGGGUGUCUCAAUUAUUGGUCCCGCCACUGUGGGUGGUGUUAAGCCCGGUUGUUUCAAAAUCGGCAACACCGGCGGCAUGUUGGACAACAUUUUGCACUCGAAACUGUACCGUCCCGGCAGUGUGGCCUAUGUUUCGCGUUCCGGCGGUAUGUCCAACGAAUUGAACAACAUUGUCUCAAAAGCCACCGAUGGAGUGGUGGAGGGUAUUGCAAUUGGUGGUGAUCGCUAUCCAGGCUCAACAUUUAUGGAUCACAUUUUGCGCUACCAAGCCGAUCCAGAAGCCAAAUUGAUUGUGUUGUUGGGCGAGGUUGGUGGCACCGAGGAGUACGAAGUUUGCGCUGCACUUAAGGAUGGCCGGAUUACAAAACCAUUAGUAGCGUGGUGUAUCGGUACAUGCGCAAGUAUGUUCACUUCUGAGGUACAAUUCGGUCAUGCAGGUUCAUGUGCCAACUCAGAUCGCGAGACAGCAUCCGCUAAAAACAAGGCUUUGCGGGAAGCAGGUGCUUACGUGCCAGACUCCUUCGACUCGUUGGGUGACCUCAUUCAGCAAGUGUACGCUGAAUUGGUGAAAUCGGGACGUAUUGUACCCAAGGAAGAAGUACCACCACCCACCGUACCAAUGGAUUACUCUUGGGCCCGCGAAUUGGGUCUAAUUCGUAAACCCGCUUCAUUUAUGACAUCCAUUUGUGAUGAACGUGGACAGGAGUUGCUGUACGCCGGCAUGCCUAUUAGUGAAGUGCUCAGCAAGGAUGUGGGUAUUGGAGGUGUGGUCUCGCUGUUGUGGUUCCAGCGCAGUCUGCCGCCAUUUGUUUGCAAAUUCUUCGAAAUGUGUCUAAUGGUGACCGCUGACCACGGACCGGCUGUUUCGGGUGCGCAUAACACCAUUGUGUGCGCGCGUGCUGGCAAAGACUUGGUUUCGUCCGUCGUCAGUGGCUUGCUUACCAUAGGUGAUCGUUUCGGUGGUGCUUUGGAUGGUUCUGCCAGACAAUUCUCCGAGGCCUACGAUUCUAACUUGCAUCCUAUGGACUUUGUCAACCAAAUGCGCAAAGAAGGCAGACUUAUUAUGGGUAUUGGUCACCGUGUAAAAUCAAUCAAUAAUCCAGAUGUGCGCGUGAAAAUCAUCAAAGAAUUCGUUUUGGAGAACUUCCCAUCUGCGCCACUAUUGAGAUAUGCUUUAGAAGUGGAGAAGAUCACCACAAGCAAAAAGCCAAACUUGAUUUUAAAUGUUGAUGGUGUGAUCGCAACCAGUUUCGUAGAUAUGUUGCGCAAUUGUGGAUCAUUCACAAGCGAGGAGGCUCAGGAAUACAUCAAUAUCGGAGCGAUCAACUCUCUAUUCGUGCUGGGACGCAGCAUAGGCUUCAUCGGUCACUACAUGGACCAGAAGCGAUUGAAGCAGGGUCUAUAUCGUCAUCCAUGGGAUGAUAUCUCAUACGUUAUGCCCGAACAAUUCAACUAAAUACCUUAGAGGAUUAUUAUUAUUAGUUGAAUGAUAUAUAUACUUAUGUCAUAUAUUAAAAAAAGAAUAAUACAUUUGUAAUUGUGAAAUCCCUCAUUAUCAAGAAGGAAAUGUACAUACCUAUACUUGGAUAACUAACUACAUUUACAUAUGUACACACACACAUAUAUAUAUAUAUAUAAUAUAAAGAAAUAUGUGGUAGGAAUUUCCAGCACAAUUACAAACCCAUUUAUAAAUACACACUCCAGUAAGUUUAACUUAAAGUUGUUAACGUUUAAUGAAUAUUAGUGAAACAAAAAAGUUAAUUUUCCAUUAUAAUCCGUAUUAAAACUGUUUUAGGUUUCGCAUUUUUCGAACGCAUUUUUUUCUACAUUUUCUUCAUUAAUAUAUGCAUUUUGCUUAAUAUCCCUGCUUUGUUAUUAUAAUUCUUUUUUAUACAUAAUAUUUAAUUAGGAGCGAAUAUGAAAAUUAGUGGCUGAGCACAAUAGUUGUAAAAUUUAUUUUGGAAUUUUCGGUAUCAUAUUUUCAGAUUGUACUAUAAUUUUAAAAAUUAUAUUAUAUAUAAAAAUUGUGGGAACACAAUAAAAUUAUCUACAAAUGAUAAAUGAAUAAAUAAACUGCUUAGACUAAAUAAAACUAAUAUCAAUGGCUUACUGUAAAUUAAAUUUAAAAAAAGACAAAAAGAAACGGUAUUCAUAACAGCAUAUGUAAAUUGUUACAUAUCGUUAUUUGUUUAACGAGAUUGUUAGUAUGUAGUGAAUGCACCAUGCACUUGUUUAAAAUAUGUAUGUAUGUAUUUAAUUCAAUACUUACUGUCAAGUGUGAGUAGAUUUACAUUGAAGAAAGCUAGACCAAUGGGUAGAAAUUAAUUAGGAAAAGCGAAAAAGCGAUUGGUACUUGUUAAGAAGUUCAACUGAGAGGAACCUGCAUAACUGUAAGAGCUAGUAAUGUAGCUUCAAGUAAAUUAAAUUGCAAAAUAUGAAAAUAUUAUGAAAUAAAGUUUAAUGGUUCUUUUGCACGGAUUUUAUGCACACAAAUAAAGAAUGGAAUUGUUAAAAUAAA
This is a messenger RNA of Ceratitis capitata (Mediterranean fruit fly), 4666 nucleotides long. It is a transcript of the gene ATPCL, whose product is annotated as ATP-citrate synthase. Gene Ontology annotation, cellular component: cytosol. Bases 278 to 3604 code for a protein of 1108 amino acids. The record is from RefSeq and is a predicted model, not a curated record. The transcript is spliced from 9 exons. Gene Ontology annotation, molecular function: ATP citrate synthase activity. Gene Ontology annotation, biological process: acetyl-CoA biosynthetic process; citrate metabolic process; tricarboxylic acid cycle. Lineage: Eukaryota; Metazoa; Arthropoda; Insecta; Diptera; Tephritidae.